AUGUUUGUGAUGUGUGCUCCUUCUACGUCGACAGUGGAGGAGGUGCCAAGUUCGGAGGAAUCUACCAACUACACUUCAGAAAAUGCAUCCAAGACCAACACGCUACAGAGGAGCCGUAUCUCCACGUCGGCUCUCGACUUCUCCACUCUACUACGCCUUCCACGGUAUCUACAGACGGCGAUGAUCUUUUGUCUACUAAUCACAACUACCGUAUCUAGGAGUGCGGGUAGGUCAUUUUGUGAAUACCGUGUAAUUUGGGAGUUGUUUGAGUAGAUCGUUUUACGUAGAUGGCUGAAUCAAAGCUCAGAAGGAAGCCGGUGAAAGGGGGCAUUUGCGUGAAUGUUGUGAAUUGAAUACGCUCAUUAAAUGUGUUGUGACAUCCGAGUUGUAGGUGGAUGUAAAAAUACAUUCCCGAAGUAAGAGUAGAAAAAACAGUAAGAUAUUUACAACUUCCUGCAUUUGUCACCCGGAAAUAAAAGCAAAAUCCCCUAAGGGCAAGCAAGUGCCGAGAAUUAUGUCAUCAUGACCAUCUGGUCAUCGUGAUGUCUAAUUCCGUUUGUUGUGCCAUUUACAUGUAUAUAGAUAUGUUUUCAUAAACAAUCCCCCCGGGAAUCAGGAGGAACAAGGAAGAAGGGAUGAUGUGGGCCCACUUCUAUUCUCGCUCCUUUCAACACCUUUCCUGUAAUUUUGCCACCACCCACGUCAGGACUGUUCCUUGAGCAUGAAAAUCGGUUUGAACCGCUAUUUUUAACAUAGAAACAGUAGGAGUGCAACAGAGCACCUUUUAUAACUUUGGCAUUAGUGAUCAAAAUGAAAAAAGUUUGGGAUAUUAAACAAAAAGUUAUUUAUAAGCUUGAAACUGAUUUACCACAGUUGAAAAAAACAUCACUUCUGUCACAAAACUAAAUACAUCAAGUUCUUGUCGUCAAAAACAUAAAGCUCAGUCAAAACAAAACUGACAAAGACAACAUCAUAGCAAUCAAGACUAUCGUGUUUAAUAAGCAGAGUCCCCAGGGGCCGACUCGUUAGGCAACCCACCUUCUUACGUGACAUAUUAAACUUGAAUCAUUUCAGUCACAGCCAAAUGCUACUUCUUCGGGCCCGGAACAACGAUUUCUGGCUCUGACUAUCGCCGUGAGUACGGUAUCACGCGGAAGGAAUGUGCAGAGAGCUGUAAACAUGAUGUUUGUUGUAUGGGAUUCGAGUUUGUGGAGGGUCAGUGCACAUUAAAGAGCAAGUCCUUGAACGGCACUAUAACCCCACUACCGAACGCCUUCUUCGGCCUGUGUUUGGACUUUGGUAAGCUCUUGUACAAUUUAAACUGCUUUUAUUACUAAAAGCAAUAACAAUAUAAGCAAAAGUAGAUUUUUUACGCAAAAUCAGUUGAAAAUCUCUUCAAAAUUGGCUGUAAUGUGUCAGUACCUUAACUUGGAGCUUAUUUUCACUUUGAAUUAAGCUCAAUUUCAAAACUUGCUAAUUUCAAAAAAUGUAAAUUCCAAAACUGCAAAAACCCGAACCGCCCACACUUUCAAAGACGUUUUAUCUCCCCCGGGGCCCCCAUGUUUCGUGCUGUAAUUUUAUAUUAGCUACAGUAAUUUUCGUAACAACUUAAUUGAAACUUCGAAAGCACAUUUCAAUUCGAAAUUGGUUCGCGCGAGAUCAAGCCGAGACCGGUCUGUCGAAAAGUUUGCUCGUUCGACUGGAAAAAACAAUCAAACUUUUAAAGAUUCUGUCUUACGAACAAUUUUGUUACACUUUUGUCGCACCGAAAUCGUGUUAAAAAUCCGGAGAGUGCUUUAUCCGUUUUAGGCAAGAAAUGCAAAUUUUACAAAAAAAUAAUUGAAUUUUUAUAUUAACAAGCCAAGUUCAAGAUAAGCAUCACUCACUGUUUUGACAAAACUCUUAAAUUUUUUCAGACAUUAUACAUCUAAAACAUCAUAAUUCUUGUAUAUUACACACCUUUAUUAAAAGAAGUUGCCGCUUCGCUGCACAAAAUGACAUUAUAUGUUAGUUCGGUUGAGUUACAUUAAUGUAAACAUUUCAGAUGACGAAGACCGUGAUCGCUUUUGGGACCACGAACUCGGUGGAAAGCUUCUGUCCAGCAAACCUGACAUAAGCAAGGAAAGUUGUAUAGAGUUCUGCGGCUACCAGGAAGAUGCUAUCAUCUACUCGUGGAAGACCCACGAUGAACUGGAUCCAGAAGGCCAAGGUCACUGUGAAUGUCUGAGUGUGCUGCAUUCGAUACGACUAAGCUUCGGCUCGACGUCAGGAUUCUUAGUGUAA
Molecule: messenger RNA, 2283 nt
Organism: Bursaphelenchus okinawaensis
Lineage: Eukaryota; Metazoa; Nematoda; Chromadorea; Rhabditida; Aphelenchoididae
Source: the annotation of a GenBank genome assembly